Messenger RNA from Tarenaya hassleriana, 1569 nucleotides. Its product is annotated as sugar transporter ERD6-like 3. Gene Ontology annotation, biological process: transmembrane transport; carbohydrate transport. The transcript is spliced from 18 exons. The coding region runs from base 1 to 1440 and encodes 479 amino acids. Gene Ontology annotation, cellular component: membrane. Gene Ontology annotation, molecular function: sugar transmembrane transporter activity. NCBI's taxonomy places the organism in Eukaryota, Viridiplantae, Streptophyta, Magnoliopsida, Brassicales, Cleomaceae. The record is from RefSeq and is a predicted model, not a curated record.
AUGGGGAAGAAGAUGGAAGAAGGGAUGGAGGAGAAGCCUCUGUUGGAGAGAGAAGCAAAGGGGAAUCAAAACGACGAUGGAGAGUGUCGUAUUACAUCUGCUGUUGUUCUCAGUACUUUGGUCUCCGUCUUUGGUUCCUUCUGCUCCGGUUGUUCUGUGGGUUAUUCGUCGGCUUCUCAAUCUGGCAUCAUGAGGGACUUGAAAUUCUCCAUAGCUGACUACUCAGUGUUUGGGUCCAUCAUGACAUUCGGUGGAAUCAUAGGCGCAGUGUUCAGCGGCAAGGUCGCUGAUCUUCUCGGCCGCAAAAAUGCCAUGUGGUUUUCGGAAAUAUUUUGCAUCAUGGGUUGGUUAACCAUUGCCUUUGCCGAGGAAUCUUGGUGGCUAGAUGCUGGGAGGCUUUCUUUGGGAAUCGGAACUGGAAUCUUUAGCUAUGUGAUACCUAUAUACAUAGCGGAAAUCACACCGAAACACGUACGAGGAGCUUUCGUGUUUGCUAACCAGCUACUGCAAAAUUGUGGGCUGUCGUUUGCAUAUAUUGUCGGAAAUGUAAUCGAAUGGCGUAAAUUGGCAAUUCUUUGUUCGGUUCCUUGUGUUCUCCAAGUCGCCGGUUUAUUCUUCAUCCCUGAGUCACCUAGGUGGUUGGCGAAGAGUGACGACGAAAAAGAUUUCAAAUCCGCAUUGCAACGUCUUAGGGGACAAGAAACCGAUAUUUCCCGUGAGGUGAAAGCCAUUCAGGAAAUGGUUGAAGCAUCUGAACAAGGUCCCAAAAGUGGAAUUCUAGACUUGUUUCAAAGAAGAUACAUUCACGCAGUUAUAGUCGGAAUCGGUCUAAUGCUUCUGCAACAGCUUUCGGGAAGUACCGGUGUGACAUAUUACGCGAGUUCUAUCCUCGAAAGAGCCAGUUUUCCGAGUAGCAUCGGAACAAUGAUACUAGCGAUCGUCAUGUUACCGAAAUCUUUGAUGGGUUUGAUGUUGGUCGACAAAAUGGGACGUCGUCCUCUUCUUAUGGUACGUUUAACCAAUAAAUUUUCGGCUUCCGCAAUGUUCUUGUUUUCCCUCCUGUUGAGUUUCUCCUUCACCUUGCAGAACUUUCACCUAUUGGAAGAGUUGACUCCCAUAUUCACAUUCAUUGGCGUAUUGGGAUCAAUCGUUACCUUCGCAAUUGGCAUGGGAGGCUUACCAUGGAUCAUAAUGUCUGAGAUAUUUCCAAUCAAUCUGAAAGUUUCAGCUGGCAGUCUCGUGACUUUCACUAACUGGUCGACCGGAUGGAUCAUUGCGUAUAGUUUCAAUUUUCUACUUGAAUGGAAUACGGCAGGAACGUUCUUGAUUUUCGCGUUUGUGACCGCAGUCGCGGUUUUGUUUGUGUGGGCGCUUGUGCCGGAGACCAAAGGCAGGACACUCGAAGAAAUUCAAGCUUCUUUUACUAAUUUUCUUCAAUAGAUUAUAGAUGUAUAAAUAUAAAUAUUCAUAAAAUAAUAUAAUAUAAAAAAAAUAAGAUAGUAUUUUCUAUUGCUUUUGAAGAUCGAAAAAAGAUUGUAUAUUUCCAUUUUGUAUAUAACAGUUUCAAUU